AGGUUAAGCUUAAGUUACUAGCUUGAUCCAUCAAGGGGGACAUGGAGGAAGGUGCAAAUGUCCAACGACCACCACUGUUGCGUGGACCAAAUUACAAUUUUUGGAAGGGGCGCAUGAGAGCUUUCUUAAAGUCCCAAGGUGGGAGAGUUUGGAGAAGCAUAGAAACUGGGUGGACAGAACCCACAGAGACCAACGCAGAAGGAGAGAAGGUGGCAAAAUCCUUUGAGAAAUACUCAAAGGAAGAGGCAACACUGGCUGAAUGCAAUGAUAAGGCACUCAAUGCACUAUUUGGGGCAGUUGAUAGCUCACAGUAUCGACUCAUUUCCAAUUGCACUGAAGCAAAGAAGGCCUGGGAGAUCCUUGAAACCACUCACGAAGGAGAUGAACGAGUAAAAACUGCUAAACUACAGAUUCUCAUGACCAAAUAUGAGAAUCUGCGCAUGGAUGAUAAAGAAAAAAUAGCAGAAUUUCAUGGGAGAGUAAGAGAACUGGCAAAUGAGGCUGAAAAUCUGAAAAGGCCUUUCACAGAAGAUAGUCUGGUGUUGAAGGUAUUGAGAGCUUUACCCGAGAGCUAUGCAAUGGAUGCCAAAGCUAUUCGCCAAGCACAUGACAUAAAGAACAUGACACUGGAUCAGCUGAUGGGAAAUCUUGAGACCAUUGAGCUUCAGAUGAACGAAGAAAUUAACCAGAAGAAGAGUGUCAAACAGAUUGCAUUCCACAGCCACAAUACUGAAGAAGAAGAUGAUGAUGAGGAUCCAUCAGAUGGAGAUUAUCAAGAACAAUUAUCCCUCAUCACCAAGCAGUUCAAGAAGCAAUGGAUGCAGAAGAAAGGAAGAACAAAUUAUCAAGCUGAAUCUUCAAAGGGGUUUCAAUUUAGAAAUCCAAGGCCAAAGGAGAGCAGGGUCCUAGCUGAUGACUCCAAACGAAGAGGACCUCAAUGCUUUGAAUGUGGGGGAUUUGGGCAUAUACAACCAGAAUGUGCAAAUAAUCUCAAAAAGAAACGGCAAACUUUUGUGUCAACAUGGAGCGAUGAAGAAGAUGACUCUGAAGAAGUCCGAGGGAACAACAGCUGUGCAUUCACUACUCAAACACAUAAUGAAGAUCCAGCCUCACUAACCGACUUGUGGUGCUGCAGGAAGAGUUGGAUAGCCUUCGUAAAAAGCUUGAUGAAACCAUGCAACAACUGGAACAGAUUGAAGGUGAAAAGGCAAAUCUAAACUAUGAACUCACUCAACUUAAAAGCUAUCAAAAGUGGAUGAAGAGUGCAGGUGCAGAACAGAUUGAAGACCUCGUAGACAAGUCAAGGUUCUAUGGAGACAGAACCGGCAUUGGUCAUACUCUACCAGAGAGCAGCAAAACACCCCUUGAUUUGUUUGUACCAAGAUCAAAGAUUGCUGCUAAAGAACUAAAAGAGUACAACAGAG
Molecule: messenger RNA, 1424 nt
Organism: Cuscuta campestris
Lineage: Eukaryota; Viridiplantae; Streptophyta; Magnoliopsida; Solanales; Convolvulaceae
Source: the annotation of a GenBank genome assembly